UUCUUGUUUCUAUGCCCUGCUACGCCAGUAAGUUGACUCACUGUACAAUACCUCUCCCCUUCACUCUACUGCAGGGUGGGAGAUGCAACAAUGUCCUUGAGAACAGCAGGAAGUGUGUUGGUGGUCUUUCUCUGGUCUGUAGCAGUUGUACUGGGGCAGAAUGUCUGGAGUGUGACUUACACCACUCAGAGUAUCUGUGUCUUGGAGGGGUCAACAGUGGAGCUGUCCUGCUCUAUCAGAUAUCCCAGUGGUACAGUCACAUCAACCGUCUGGUUCACUAAAUGGGGGACUGGUGUAGAACCUGAAGAUCUAGGUCAGGACCCAGAGUAUGCAGGUCGUCUGGAGUAUCAUGGGGAUAAGAAGAAUGGUCACAACCUGAGAAUCACAGACCUGAGAGAGAAAGACUCAGCUACGUACAAGUUCAGAUUUAUAACAGAUCAGACUGGAUGGAAAUAUACUGGUUAUCCUGGAGUCACUCUGUCUGUCACAGGUCUUCAGGUGAAGGUGACUGGUGGACAUCAGGAUAAGACACUGACCUGUAUCACCACCUGUACUCUGACUGGUAACCCCACCUACAUCUGGUACAAGAACGGACAACAUCUAGAUGAGAGCACCUCCCCCCAGUACAAAUACUCAGUCUCCAGUAACUAUGAGGACAGCUACUCCUGUGCUGUUAAAGGUCAUGAGGAUCUCCACUCUCCUGCAGUGUGUGUUCAGGGUCAGAUCUGCUACAGAGUAACUUACACCAAGAGGAGAAUCUGUGUCUUGAAGGGGUCAACAGUGGACAUAUCCUGUACUUAUGUUGGUUAUUAUUCCACCACAUCAACAUUCUGGUUUAGAAGUGAUAAGUCGACCCCUGAAGACCUAACCAGAGACCCAGGGUAUACAGGUCGUGUGAAGUACACUGGAACAUACAGAUGUCCCUUCACCCUGAGAAUCACAGAUCUGAGAGAGGAGGACUCAGCUGAGUAUCGCUUCACUUUUAAAACAUACAACUUUGAAUGGGGUCAUAGUUUCCCAGGAACAACUCUGUCUGUCACAGGUCUGCAGGUGAAGGUGACUCCUGCUGCAGAGGGACAGAAGACACUGACCUGUAUCACCACCUGUACUCUGACUGACAACCCCACCUACAUCUGGUACAAGAAUGGACAGAAUGUACAAGAUAACUCCUCCCCAUGUACUCCAUCAGCAGGGGUGGAGCUGGAGAGCACCAGGCUGGUGAUCAGGACCAGGAGGAUGGCUCCCAUCAACGGUGACGAGUGUUUCUUCUGGAGGACCACCGGCUGUUUCUAUGGUGACAAAUGUCACAUCAAACACAAGCCUGACUAG
This is a messenger RNA of Salmo salar (Atlantic salmon), 1329 nucleotides long. The record is from RefSeq and is a predicted model, not a curated record. Lineage: Eukaryota; Metazoa; Chordata; Actinopteri; Salmoniformes; Salmonidae.